AUGGCGGCGCCCAGCUCGAGUCUUCUCUCCCUCCAACCCGGCGGCCGAUAUUGCCUAGUGAGCCACAUUCCGGCCCAGCUUCACUCCGCCGAUCUCCGCUCCUACUUCAGCCAGGCCGUCGAGGCCGGCGCCUUCCUCCGCUUCCAUUACCGACACCGGCCCGAGCGCGGACAUGAGCCAAGCCCCGGGCGGACCUGUUGCUGCCUAGUGGCGGUGCAGCCCGGUUGGGACUGCCGUUUGGUCCGCAUGUACUCGGGGAAACGUUGGAUCGACGCGCAGGGGGAGACCCUGCCCGGCCGCUGCUUUAUUCGAAGGGUUCGAGUUUCCCCGGACGAAGAUGCUAGCUCAUUUCCAUAUAAAACCAAAAAGGAGCUCCACAAGAAAGCCUCAAGUGAAACUUUUACUGAGGAUGAUUUAAGACAGCUGCCUGAGUUGAACCCUCCUGCAUUUAUGCCCUUUGGGAACGUGGGUACCCCUUUGAGAGUCUUUUUAGAACUUAUCAAUUCCUGUCGCAUGCCUGCCCGUGCCAUCAGGAAAUUGCAGUUGCAGUUCCCCAAGACUGGCUCUUCUCGCAGGUACGGAAAUGUGCCAUUUACAUAUAAAGAAAGUGAGACUGUUGUAGAGGAGGAGCGGAUUUACACAGCUGCUGGAGAAGAGAUAACAGAAGGGGAGCCCCUGCUACAAGUGGGAAGGGUUACUGUAAAAGAUGACAAGGAAGACAAAGAUUGGGAAGCCCUGGAGAAGGAAGCAUCAACAGAAGAUGACUGUCAUUUGGAUGAAGAUGACGAUCGAUGUGAAGAAUGGGAACGACAUGAGGCUUUGCACGAGGAUGUCACCAGCCAGGAGCGUGCAAAGGAACGUCUGUAUGAGGAGGAGAUUGAACUAAAGUGGGAGAAGGGUGGCUCUGGGCUCGUCUUCUACACAGAUGCGCAGUAUUGGCAAGAAGAAGAAGGAGGAGGAGAUUUUGAUGAGCAGACGGCGGAUGACUGGGACGUGGACAUGAGCAUCUAUUAUGACAAAGAUGGGGGUGACAAGGAUGCUCGGGAUCUGGUCCAGAUGCGGUUUGAACAGAGGCUCCGGGAUGGUUUAGAGGAUGGGUCUGUUCUGGGACAACACAUCGGGACCUUUGAAAAAUAUACCAAGGGUAUUGGCAGGAAAGUGAUGGAGAGGCAGGGCUGGACUGAAGGCCUUGGCUUGGGCAGCAGCAAUUCUGGCAUGGCGGAAGCGCUGGAAAACGAGGGCCAGAAUCCCAAAUGCAAGAGAGGUUUGGGGUACCACGGCGAGAAGCUCCAGACUUUCGUCAAGACCAAGAGACCUUGCAGGGAUGGCCCCGGUCUUAUCUCCACCAUUUACGACGACCCCCAUCCUGUGGAUGCCAGAGAGCAGCUGUUUCGGCGCCCACUGCCAGUCAGCAUGAAGUAUCGGCAAGACGUGGCAUUUGUUCACGCUGCGCACCGUGCACAUCACAGCUCCAGUUCCUCAUGACAAACAGCAGCCUGUCAGCAAGGACUGAUGUAUUGGGGACUUGGCAUCUUUUUUUUUUUAAUAUGUUUUAUAUCGAAGGAAACAACACACAUGGUCUUGAAGAAUCCCAGAAAUUAGUGGGCCGAAGCUCAUUAAAAUAAU
Molecule: messenger RNA, 1626 nt
Organism: Eublepharis macularius
Lineage: Eukaryota; Metazoa; Chordata; Lepidosauria; Squamata; Eublepharidae
Gene: GPATCH3
Product: G-patch domain containing 3
Exons: 7
Coding region: 1-1485 (494 amino acids)
Biological process (GO): negative regulation of type I interferon production; positive regulation of DNA-templated transcription; negative regulation of RIG-I signaling pathway
Molecular function (GO): nucleic acid binding
Source: RefSeq, a predicted model, not a curated record